Molecule: messenger RNA, 849 nt
Organism: Aspergillus oryzae RIB40
Lineage: Eukaryota; Fungi; Ascomycota; Eurotiomycetes; Eurotiales; Aspergillaceae
Exons: 2
Coding region: 1-849 (282 amino acids)
Source: RefSeq, a predicted model, not a curated record
AUGAACAACAACAUCAUAAUAGCCAUAAUAGUGCUAAUCCUCCUCGGCAUAACGGGCCUCGUAUAUCUCUACUCGAUCCGCUGGCGAUCCCAAGCAAAAGCCCAACUUUUCGUUGCGCGGGCGAAAGCUCGGAAGAGACGGAUUUCGGAAUCUCAAGCCCAGCUCCAGCCUCAAGCUACCACCCCGAUUCAAGUCACUGUUGUGCGUGGUCCGUCUCGUGCUCCUUCACGGCGCCCUUCGCCGCGACCUUCUGCGUCUCAGCGUCCACCUCCACCGCCACCUACACGAGCGGCUUCGACGACGUCGAGACAGGGGCAGAGGGGGAGGGGUAGACAGAAUGAACGACAGGAUAAUCGGCGGGGGUCUGGUUCGGGGCCAUCGAGGAAUCAGUCCCGGGUGUCGAAGAAUAAGAGUAAGAAACAGAAGGGGCAACAACAGACUGGGCAGAUUGUGAACGGUGGUAAUGCGGUGGGUUCUGGAGGUGGAGAUCAGCCGGCACAGCAAGAGUGCUCUAAUCAAGGUCUGGCUGAGCAGGAUAAUGCGCAAUACACGGGGCCGCAGGAUGAACCAUCGCAGCCUGGACCAAUUGAUGACGAGUGGAGAGCUAGUAGUGAGGCUGUGGCGGGGAGUUCUGGAGGACCUACGUCUCCUAAUGAUGAUUGGCCUAACACGGGGGAUAAUGAAGGACCACAGGAGGCGACGCAGAGUGAAUGGAAAGCUAAUGAUGCGAUGGAGCAGAGGGAUAAUGGAGGACAACAGGAGGCGUCGCAGGGUACAUGGCACCCUAACGAUGCGAUGGAACAGAGGCCUGGGCAGCAGGAAAUGGAUCUAGGGAAUCAAAGCUGGUGA